Molecule: messenger RNA, 627 nt
Organism: Parascedosporium putredinis
Lineage: Eukaryota; Fungi; Ascomycota; Sordariomycetes; Microascales; Microascaceae
Source: the annotation of a GenBank genome assembly
AUGGCGAAAAUGUCCAAGACGUUUACCGCCGAAGGAUACGAAGUCACGAUUACUCCCCUUCUUGACCUACUUAAUGACCGCGUGGAUGCCAAGGGGGUAGUGGGGGUACUGGCGCACUUUCGCCCAUCUGCGGAGACGAGGGCCGCCCUGAAUGGUCCAGAUGAUGGCUUCAAACUCCUCCACGAGCACGCAAAGAGAGACGACUGGAUGCGGCUCCCAGUGAGGCACAAGGGGAGAAAAAGCGAGAUUCUCACAAGCCAUUUUGUUCAGAACUAUGGCGCCCCGUACAAGUACGUCGUCUCCGUAGCCUCCAAGAGUUUUGAAAAUGCCCCAGAUGUCAUCCUUCGAGCGCUUUUGAGGAUGACAUGGGCGGGCAGACAAGUGAUGGAGGGUGCGAAUACGUUGGGGCCUACGGUGGCUACACUGUCCCUCGGCUCGCCGUCAACCAUGUCAUUCAGGCCCAAACUGAAAGGCAAAGACAAAAAGGGCAAUACCUCGGUCUUGGAUCUACGUCUCCUGCACGGGGACAUUGUGGUCAUGCACGGGACCGACAUUCACCGGUGCUACGAGGUAGGGCCCAAGUCCACUGUAUACAUAUUCUCAAGCUCGGGCCUAACCGCUGUUUAA